GCGCAGAGAAGACUACGCGUAGAAGAGAAGGAGAGAGAGGGAGGGAGGGAGAGAAACAGUUAGAAAACAGAAGGAGGAACAACAUGGACACAAGCAGGAUCUUUAUGUUGUGUGUGUGAAGCGGUGCUGCGGUGUGGUGGGAUUGAAACCCUCCUCUGGCGCACAGCCGCUCCGUUAUGUCGAGGAGAAUAAACCCAGGGAAUGGAGGCAAUCUUCAGGAAGGCUGCUUCUGAUCAGCUGCGUCGUGCUGUCAGUGAUCCGGGAUCGAACUACAACACUAGGGCAGAAAACCCGAGGAUGGUGGAGCUCAUGUAACACGGGAGUCGUCGCGCUCUCCAUCGAGCCACGCUCAAAGUUUUUUUUUUUCUUCUCAGGGCGAGAGGAAAUUUUUUUUUUUCGUGCAUUGGAAUUCCUGUGGACGGGAUGUCAUCCUCUGGCUGACUGCUGCUCCUCCAGCUGCUGCUGCGGAGGGAUCCCCACACCGAGGAGAAGAUGGGAGAUGCGGCAGACGACAGAGGGAUGAGACGGACCUUCAUCGUCCCCGCCAUCAAGAGCUUCGACUACUACGACUUCACCAGGGCCAAGGUCUCCUGCAGCCUGACGUGGCUGGUGGCCAAGGCUUUCGGCUCGGAUGCCAUACCAGAGGACCUGGCUGAGCCUUUCUACAGGGACCAGUACAACCAGGAGCACCUGAAGCCGCCGGUGGCCUGCCUGCUCCAGUCCGCAGAGCUGUACUGCCGGGCGGGGAGCCUGAUCCUCCGAAGCGAUGCCGUCAAACCUUUACUGGGACACAACGCUGUCAUCCAGGCCCUGGCUCAGAAGGGCCUAUACGUCACUGACCAGGACCGACUGGUCACAGAGAGGGACCUGACCAACACGCCUAUAAACAUGAGUUCCCAUCUGGCGCUCAUUGAUACCCUGAUGAUGGCGUACACCGUGGAGAUGGUGAGCGUGGAGCGGGUGAUGUCCUGCAUUAACCGUUACUCCUCCGCCGAACCCUCACGCACCGACGGACAACUCCAGGAGCUGCCUUAUGACACCGAGGAUGCAAUCACCACCUGGAUAAAUAAGGUGAAUGAACACCUAAGAGACAUCCUCGUGGAGGAGCAGAAGCUGAGAGAAUCUUCCGUCCAGGAGUCAAACACAGCAACACAGAAAGCUCGCUACAGGAGGGAGUACGGCCAGCAGCGGAGCACUCCAUUGCUCCCCCUGGUGGACAACCUCCUGAAGGACAACACAGAUGGCUGUGCCCUGACCGCCCUGCUGCACUUCUACUGCCCAGAGGCCAUCAGACUGGAAGAUAUCUGCCUCAAGGAGACCAUGUCACUGGCUGACAGUUUGUACAACCUCCAGCUGGUGCAGGAGUUCUGCAAGAACAACCUCAACCACUGCUGCCACUUCAGCCUGGAGGACAUGCUCUAUGCACAUGCAUCCAUAAAGAGUAACUAUCUGGUCUUUAUGGCUGAGCUCUUCUGGUGGUUUGAAGUGGUUAAACCCUCGUUUGUGCAGCCCAGAGUCUUCGACCCCAACGCCUGUGAGCCGGUGUCCUCUAAGAACAUGGCUCCUGUGUCCAGUCCAGUCAAACAGAGCUAUGCAGACAGACUUGAGAGUCCAGAGAACAUCCCUGUUGAGGGUAUAAUGAAGAGAUCUACCUCCAUUUCCUAUGUGGAUGGAUGUGUCGGGACGUGGCCCAAAGAGAAACGCUCCUCCUCUCGUGGAAUCUCCUUCGAGAUCCCUCUGGACGGAGACCCGACGUUGCCGCCCUGCGAAGCCCCCUCCCUCCGGGGUAUGACACGCUCGGCCAGCAGUGACGGUCUUGGGUUCAAAGUUCACUAUGCAUCCCGAGAAGGCAUGAAGCGCCACCUCUCCCUCAUCCCUGUCAGUGUCAAUGGUCAGAGCAGACACAUACCGGAGGAGGAGGAGGACCUAACCCCCCACAAACCCCUGGGGCGCAAUAACACAUUCUCAGUCAAGAACCAAAGCAGGUAUUCUAAUGGAGACCUCCCAGACAGCAACCACAGCGGCCACAUCAGCCCAUCGACCCCUCCGAGUAUUGAAGAGGCCCUGAAAAUUAUCCAUGACACAGAAAGGCCUCAUGCUAGCCUGGGUGUGGGGGAAAGAGACAAUUGCUUCUUUCUCCACAGUGCAGAGCCUUCGGACCCUCCAGGUGCCCAAGGUCAAGGAGAUGACUUGGGGUCAGCUAAGGCUCGGCUGAACGACCACGACCCCAACUCGUUGUCCACCGAUGAAGUUGACACGGGCAUCCAUGUGAGGACAGAGGACAUCCAGAGCUUGGAUGAGGACUCCUCCUCUUUGAGAGACUAUUCAGACAUAGACCCAGACUGUGAUACCAUGACCAGGUCGUGCCCCCUGCCUGAGCAGCCAGAGAGGACGAGGAGCAGGGAAGCAGGGCCCAAAGCAGUUGGUGACACUAAUCCUGACACUGAGAGGGGAGAUGGAGCUGACAGAAGCCACCCCUGCCCCAGCUCGGCACCCAUACUCCACAGAUCUCACACUCUCAGCCCCGCCUCGUCCUCUGCCGGCUCUGGAGGAGGCAUGGUGCGGAUGACGAGUUUCGCAGAGCAAAAAUUCAGGAAGCUGGAGGGGAGGAGUAGUGGAGGAACCACGCCAGAGAGCACAGAUCUAAAUGUACCGUACACACACGCAAUGAAAAACAUUCCUUCUCAGAUCUCUACGCCUCCUUUGCCCAUCACUUCUCCCUCCCCAGUGACGCCUUCCCCCAGAGACCCAUCCCACAUUAUAGCCACAGAGAUGAUCCAGCUGAGGAUGAAGCUUGAGGAAAAACGCAGAGCCAUUGAAGCCCAGAAGAAGAAGGUGGAGGCAGCUUUUACUCGCCAUCGCCAGAGGAUGGGCAGAACAGCUUUUCUGAAUGUCGUGAGGAGGAAAGGAGUCACCGCCCCCCUCAGCCCCGGCUCAGGCGGAGCAGAAACACCUUCCCCUGAGCCGCUCACGCCCUUAAAGCAAAGCAGCCACGGCAGCAUGGAUCGGGCAGAGAGAUGCAAACCAGACGGAGCAGCUCCGAAAUCCCCCUGUGAGGAUGGCGGAGGUGUGACUCCAGGAGAAAUCGACCUUGCAGAAUACACGCGUUCCAUCGAGAGGCUGAACACGUCCCUGGGCUUCCUGCAGACAGAAAUGCAGCGUUUGGCCCAGCAGCAGGAGAAGAUCAUGUCCAUGAAAGAUCAGCAACAACAAUCCUGGGUGAUCCCUCCUCCUGCUCCAUCUCCGCACAGGCAGCUCCGUGAGUUGCGCAGCAGCAGUGUAACAGGCAGAGGCUCGGUUGGGUCUUUGUCUCCCAUCCUGUCUUCUACCAGCUCCCCCCGCGCUCCCAAUCGUUCCCCUGCCGGCAUCAAACGCCGGCCAGCCUCUUUCCAUGCCAGGACCCCGCGGACUCCACGGCCCAAUGAUCUAAAAGUCACCCCCUUCAGCAGAAUGCUCAACACCCCCACUUCAGUGGACAGCUUACCCAGACUGAGGCGUUUCACUAGCAGCCAAAGCCAAAGCAGCUCUUUUGCCUAUUUUGGCCACGAUGAGGGAUCCAGGGAAAGAAAGAACCAAGAGGCCAAGGAUGACAAAGAAAACAGUGAAGUCAAAGACGAGACGGCGGCAAAGAAUAGCGCUUCCACUCAUCAUCCUCCGACUAAACAAACAACCAAAGAGAAGGCAGGUGAGCGACAGGUGGAGAAGAAAGAGGCCGAGCAGGCUCAGUCAAAGAAUGUAGUCAAACAAUCGAGGAACUCGGAGGUGUUGCGUCAGCCGACGUCUGAGAUCCAAGGGGCCGCCGGCGGCCGGACCAAAGCAGACCCUCAGGGCCGGGGAGAACUGGUGGAGGUGCCUCUGUCUGGGCUGAAUCCUCCAGAAGGCCACCGCAGGGAGGCGACAGGAGAGGGGGAAAGCGGAGGAGAUGCUUAUGGUGACGAUCAGAAGAUGUGCUGUGGAUUCUUCUUCAAGGAUGAUGUGAAAGGGGAAGAGGACAUGGCAGCAAAGAAAGCAGCACUGCUGGAGAAGAGGCUGAGGAGGGAGAAGGAGGCUCAGGAGAAGAAGCAGCAGCAGGAACUGGACCAGGAGCAGAAUAGAGAGGCUGCACGACUGAAAGCGGAGGAGGAGCAGCAGAAGAAGGAUGACGAGAAAGCCAGGAGGGACUACAUCAAGCACGAGUAUCUGAGGAGGAAGCAGCUCAAACUGAUGGAGGAUAUGGACCAAGUCAUCAAGCCUCGAUCGGGGAGUCUCAAGAAGAAGCCACGCCCCAAGUCCAUCCACAGGGACGUCAUGGAGCCGUCGAAUCCCCCUGUGAGAGGGGUGCGUCCUCGAGGCUUCUCCGUGUCCAGUGUUUCUUUGGCGUCUCUCAACCUCACUGACAACGGUAGAGACCAGCCGGAUAACAGGAAGAACAACAGAGGCAAUAAAAUAGCGUCUGCACAUAUCCCGUUCUUUCUAAGCUCUCCCAAAGAAAGAAAGGGAAGGCCUGACUCUGCCGAGGGUUUUUCUUCUUGUCCUUCGGCCGGUAGUCGUAACGGAGAAAAGGAUUGGGAGAAUGAUUCCACCACCUCCUCCACUCCCUCCAAUGCUGAAUACACAGGACCCAAACUCUACAAGGAGCCCAGUGCCAAGUCCAACAAGCACAUCAUCCAGAACGCCCUGGCUCACUGCUGCCUGGCUGGCAAAGUCAACGAAGGGCAGAAAAACAAGAUACUUGAUGAAAUGGAAAAAUCUGAAGCCAAUAACUUCCUGGUGUUGUUUCGUGACGCCGGCUGCCAGUUCCGGUCUGUGUACGCCUACUGCCCCGAGACCGCAGAGAUCACCCGACUGGCAGGUAUCGGGCCCAGGAGCAUCACCACCAAGAUGAUCGAGGGCCUGUACAAGUACAACUCGGACAGGAAGCAGUUCAGCCUGAUCCCAGCCAAAACCAUGUCCGCCAGUGUGGACGCCAUCACCAUAGCCAGCCAUCUUUGGCAGAUCAAGAAGCAGGGCACACCCAAAAAGCUGCACCCCAAGUAGCGGCAGAUGGUCUAGCAACAUUUGGACACAGUCCUCUGAAAAGAACAUAAAAUAUUUGUGGAUUUUACUGUUUCGUUAAAGGGACACGUCUCACUGUUAUAAAUCACAACUGGAAUGUCGAGCACAAGUGGGCUUCUCAGACAAUGCAGAGCUCACUGUUAGGACUCUCUGUACUUGUGAGCAUGUGUAUCAAUGUUCUUGUGUGCCAAAAAAAAAGAAAACCAUAGGCGGACCAAUGCCUUACCUAGUUGAACCACUGAAGCACUGAAUGUCACGCCUCCUGAAGAGGUCGUUUGGUUUCUAUAAGUUGAACAUGUGUGGCCUUAUGCUUGCUUUGUGUCAUUUGGAUGCACUGUGUGUGUUGGUGUCAUUUUGUCAGCGCCUGUUGAACAAGUCUGUUGUGGUACAGGAGAGGCUGUUGUGUACACACAGAUCUGGGAUCAGAUUACGACCCCCUAUGUGGACAUUUAAAGGGUGGCACGUCGGAUCUGUGAUCAGGUAGACGCAGCAUUUUUUUGAUGAGGGUAUUGCUGCUAUAAAGGCAUGUGUUGUUUUUUUUUAUACUUGUGACUGAAAAACGUAUGAACAGUUCCAAUUCGUGUAAGUGUGUGUAAAGUGAAGUGCCAUGAAGAGCGAGGAAAAUACCUCAGUCAGCGUUUGCAAUUACUUUCCAAAAGUGUCAAGUGAUGAAAUUAUUGAGCGAAUGCAGAACCGCCAGAUAAUUCUGCAGUAGUCUCUUAAUUUAUUAUUAAAGAAGACAUGUUUCAGAUUUUCUGUAGAGAAACAUAAAAUACUAUACAUAUAUAAGUUAAAUUAGUUUGUAUAUAAUGGCAGAUCCACUCGAAAGUCAGCUUGUAGUAGCUUUUGAGUAGCUUUUAUAAUUUAUACGUGUGUCAGUAUGUCGUCGUUUGGGGCCUUUUAUUGUUCCACAAAUGCAAAACCAAGUGUGAUCACUCCACAGUAUCACUCAUGAGACUAUCAUCACUAUUAGAAUAGACAGAAACCCCUUACUGUGUCAUCAUGGACGUGUGCAAUGACCUAAUAGUAAUUCAAAUCACCACCACUGACCAUGCUGGAGUCAGAAUUAAGUACUACACACUCAAAAUGUCACUUUAAUGUGGAUAUUGCCUUCACUAUUAGAUCUCCACUCCCCUCCGAGUAUAGUCCACAGUUGUAAAUAAAUGAAUUCACCUAUGAUAGCACUUCUCUGUCCCUCGUCAUCAAGUCUAAUCGGAGAUUAGGACUGUCCUGUUUGUUACUUUACUUUUACGUUACUGUUACAUCUGUUAUCAUGUGUUCAGUCUUCAGUAUGUGUUAACACUGUACAGAUAUAUUUUGGCAUAAAGAAGUAUUUUUUGUAACGCCAUUUACCAGUUGGAGGUGUGUACCUAUGAAGCAGCAGUAGAAGGACGCAUGUUGAGAGGGGUGUGGCUGAGUGAGCGAGGUUUAUAGAGUCUUCAUGAGGCUUUAUUGUGGUAUUGUAUGAAAUCCAGUGUUAAACUGAGAAAAUCAUGCUAUUUCUUUUUCCAAUUCUGGAUUUAUUUUCUUUUUCAUUUAACUAAAUAUGCUCAACUUUUCAUGGAUUUUUGUUGUUUUUCUAUUUCUUUGAGCUUUAUUAAAAUG
Messenger RNA from Paralichthys olivaceus (Japanese flounder), 6639 nucleotides. RefSeq names its product calmodulin regulated spectrin-associated protein family, member 2b (gene camsap2b). Lineage: Eukaryota; Metazoa; Chordata; Actinopteri; Pleuronectiformes; Paralichthyidae. Gene Ontology annotation, molecular function: spectrin binding; microtubule minus-end binding; calmodulin binding. Gene Ontology annotation, cellular component: microtubule minus-end. Gene Ontology annotation, biological process: negative regulation of microtubule depolymerization; neuron projection development; cytoplasmic microtubule organization. The record is from RefSeq and is a predicted model, not a curated record.